Condylura cristata (star-nosed mole) is the source of this 1227-nucleotide messenger RNA. RefSeq names its product mannosidase, beta A, lysosomal-like (gene MANBAL). The transcript has 3 exons. Gene Ontology annotation, cellular component: membrane. The record is from RefSeq and is a predicted model, not a curated record. The coding region runs from base 168 to 425 and encodes 85 amino acids. NCBI's taxonomy places the organism in Eukaryota, Metazoa, Chordata, Mammalia, Eulipotyphla, Talpidae.
AACUGGGGGCGCUGUCUACUUGCCUCUAGUUCUCAGUUUCCUCCUCUGUGGAAUGGGCACAAGGACUUGAUCUGAGGAUUACACGAGAUGGUGAAUGCAGAAACACUUACAUUUACUCUGGAGAGUGGUAAACCAGAGGAGACCUCAGGCAACAGGCACCUGGGACCAUGGCCUCCGACCUAGACUUCUCACCUCCUGAGGUGCCCGAGCCCACUUUCCUGGAGAACCUGCUGCGGUAUGGACUAUUCCUGGGGGCCAUCUUCCAGCUCAUCUGUGUGCUGGCCAUUAUUGUACCUCUUCCCAAGUCCCACGAGACGGAGGCAGAACCAUCUGAGUCCAGAAGUGCUGAGGUGACAAGAAAGCCCAAGGCUACUCCUCCUUCAGCGAAUAAGAGGCCCAAGAAAGAGACCAAGAAGAAGCGGUAGAAGAGGAGCCUACAGAGCCAGGCAGGUGGGGUGAGGGCCUUGGGACAGCCCUCCUGGGACUCAGCCUUCUCUUCCUCAGCCUGUCCCACGCCCAGGGUCUGAGUGCUGGAACACCCUCUGACCACAGAGAUGUGGCUGAUCAUGACAGUGUCUUGGCCCCAGCUGGGCAGGCUACCACUUCCUCUUCCUUCUGCUUCCAUGACGGUUUGGAGCCACGGAGACUGAAAUGCCACUUGAGCAGAGACUGACUUAGUAGGGGCAGACGUCAAGUCAGCUCAUAGGAUUACACUUUUUUUACUUAAUCAUCAUAUCCAGACUCAGUCACCCCUCUGGUAGAUUUACACUACAUUUUAGAGUUAUGUCUAAGGCCGCCAGGCACCGCCCUCUCCCGUUAUUUGUGUACAACUCAUCUCCUCCUAUUCAGUCAGCUUUGUCUCUGCUUAUGCAGAUGGAACCAGGCAGGCCUCACUUGUUUGUUUAGAUCGAGAUACCAUGACCACUGCUAUGUGAGUGGUCCCACUAGAGCCACAGCCAGGUCUGGCAGGGGCCUGGUAUGAGAGCCAGAGGUAGGCCUGGGCCAGGGAUUUGGCUGGAUGAGUGCAUGUUCCUUGGGUCCAAACUCCCCAAGCCUCCAGUGGGGAGCUUAUCAGUCUCUCUUCCCCACCUAUCAUAGCACAUUCAAGGUGUGCCUUUGGCUUCCAUAUGUUACUCUUCCCCUCUACCCCCCAAAUUCUUUCAUCCUUUGACCUGACCUGAGGAAAUGUUAUUUGAGUAAAUGUAAAUAAAUGGCCCAUAUGCUGUA